AUGCCGCGUAAACGCAAAGCGUCAACUCCAUCCCCAGAGUCCGAGCUAGAAGGUGCUGCCACCGAAGAAGCAUCUACACCAAACAAAGCCAAGCCAGAGGACUCCGCCAGCCCCGACAUGAAGACCAACUCCUUCGAGCCCUACCCAGCAUCUAAAGCCUACCGGCUGAUCGAACCAGGCCCUGUUCUCCUCGUCUCGACCGGAUCACUAGCAUUAUCAACGCACAAUAUCAUGACCAUCGGCUUCCACAUGAUGCUGCAACACGACUCGCCCGCCCUGAUCGGCGCAUGCAUUGGGCCGUGGGACACAAGCUUCACCGCGCUGAAACAGCACGGGGAAUGCGUGCUCGCCAUUCCGGACGUCCGCAUCGCCGAGACAGUCGUCGAUAUCGGGAACUGCUCUGGCGAUGACGUCGACAAGUGGACGACUUUCGGACUCCCCGCGGUCCCCGCGGAGAUGGUGCAGGCGCCACUUGUGGGCGGACCGAGCAUCGUUGCCAAUCUCGAGUGUGUCGUUGUCGACCGGAAAAUGGUGUCCAAGUACAAUUUGUGGGUACUCGAGGUGGUGCGGGUGUGGUUGAAUCCUGCGUUGGACGACCGCGCAAGGACGUUCCAUCAUCGCGGUGACGGGACCUUUGUAGUUGAUGGGGAGGUGUUGGAUUUGCGGGAGAGAAUGGUCAAGUGGAAAGAGUUUCAGGAUUGA
Molecule: messenger RNA, 702 nt
Organism: Aspergillus terreus NIH2624
Lineage: Eukaryota; Fungi; Ascomycota; Eurotiomycetes; Eurotiales; Aspergillaceae
Product: flavin reductase family protein
Exons: 1
Coding region: 1-702 (233 amino acids)
Molecular function (GO): FMN binding
Source: RefSeq, a predicted model, not a curated record